Mauremys reevesii (Reeves's turtle) is the source of this 1037-nucleotide messenger RNA. Its product is annotated as ferritin heavy chain A-like. Gene Ontology annotation, cellular component: cytoplasm. NCBI's taxonomy places the organism in Eukaryota, Metazoa, Chordata, Testudines, Geoemydidae. The record is from RefSeq and is a predicted model, not a curated record. Gene Ontology annotation, biological process: intracellular iron ion homeostasis; iron ion transport. Gene Ontology annotation, molecular function: ferric iron binding; ferrous iron binding. The coding region runs from base 104 to 634 and encodes 176 amino acids. The transcript has 4 exons.
CAAGUUCUGCUUGCCUUUGGGGUGUGUGUUCCUGUUGUGACAGAGCUUAGGAGCUUUCCAAUUUUUUCCUGAGCUGUUAUAAUUGUAUUGUCUAGGUCCUGAGAUGGAGUCCCAGGUGCGUCAGAACUUCCAUGCUGAGUGUGAGGCUGCUGUGAACCACCUGGUGAACCUAGAGCUCUAUGCUAGCUAUGUCUAUCUGUCUAUGUCCUACUACUUUGAGCGGGAUGAUGUGGCCCUGAGGCAUGUGGCCCAGUUCCUGAAGGAACAGUCUCAUGAGCAGAAGGAGCAUGCAGAGAAGUUCCUGACCUAUCAGAACAAGCGAGGGGGAAGCAUUGUCUUGCAGGAAAUCAAGAAGCCAGAGCAGGAUGAGUGGGGGAACAGCCUGGAGGCCCUGCAGUGUGCCCUGAAGCUGGAGAAGACCCUAAACCAGGCCCUGCUGGACCUGCACAAACUGGCUACAGAGAAGAAUGACCCCCAUCUGUGUGACUUCCUGGAAUCUGACUACCUGGAGGAGCAGGUGAAGGCCAUCAAGCAGCUGGGAGAUCAUGUCACCAACCUGAACCGCCUGGGAGUGCCCCAGAAUGGCAUGGGAGAGUACCUGUUUGACAAGCUCACCCUGGGGGAGAGCAGCUGAACUACACAUUACGAGCUGAGGGUGUCAUGCAGACCUGUAGGUCUUCAUAGCCAAAUAGACAAGGUGUAGCAACCUAGGGCCAGGCACUGACAAUAAAAUGUUCUAUGCAUCCAAUAUCCUGGGUCUUUGAUUUGCUCAAGAUGACAAUUCCUAUUCUUCACACUGUGCAGAGGGGAUGACUAGUAUGUUGGGGCAUGGCAGUAGGAUCCUACUCACCACUGCUUCUGAGGGCAAGAGCAGAGUGUGAAAUACUCUGGCCUCUCAAAUUCUUGAGAUUACCCAAGGUUUGAUGUUCUAUGUUGCCAUAGAAUGGUGUCUCUUACCACAACCUACCCCAAAGGGUCACUAUCCCUGUAGCUACUGAUCUUAGCUGGGAUGUGGGGGAAACCCAGUUAAAAUCUCA